Thamnophis elegans (Western terrestrial garter snake) is the source of this 2078-nucleotide messenger RNA. RefSeq names its product pappalysin-1-like. The record is from RefSeq and is a predicted model, not a curated record. The transcript is spliced from 13 exons. The coding region runs from base 1 to 1788 and encodes 595 amino acids. NCBI's taxonomy places the organism in Eukaryota, Metazoa, Chordata, Lepidosauria, Squamata, Natricidae.
AUGGCUCUUCAACUGUAUCUGAAUGAAAGGAUUAAUACAGCAUUGAAUUCUCAUGCGAUGUGCCGGACCAAGGAGUAUGACUUCAAUGAUGCUAUGGCCCAAUACGCAUGGUACCCCUGCACUGCCAACCAUACUCACACCGUUUUCUGGCUGAAGGCUUUCUAUACCCAACCCAUGGUAGCCACUGCUGUGAUUAUCCACUUAGUAACAGAUGGGACAUGGCUGGAGAUGGACCUUGACCAGAAACAAGAGUCCAUUUUCGUGCAGCUGGUGGACACUAAAAACCAAAGUCACGAUCUCGGGGAGCACGGUUUGAGCUGCCGCAAAAACCCUUUGAUUAUCCCAGUUGUCCAUGACCUCAGCCAGCGUUUCUACCGGACUCGGGCCAUCCUCGUCACCUUCAGAUCUCAGUAUGUGGCCAUCUCCGGGGUGGCCUUGCGCUCCUUCCAGAAUUUCGACCCCAUCGCUGUCAGCAGCUGCCGGAGCGGGCAGACCUACAGCCCCGCGGAGCAGAGCUGUGUCUCUCAUUCUUGCAAGACCAAGGACUGCCAAGAGUUGGACAUUGAGAAUGCCAUGCUGACUUUCACCGAUGGAGGGCACUACAACGGGGCCAAGUGCAACGUUACCUGCCGAACAGGUUAUGUCCUCCGGGCUCACAGAACCAACGAUCUGCCCCAGAGUCAGUGGGAAGCCAGCACCACCAUGACCUGCCUGGAUGGGGAAUGGAACAAGCGAGUCUCCUGUGAGCCCAUUGACUGCAAGAUCCCAGACCAACAUCAUGUCUACCCGGCGACUUUCAACUGCAGCGAAGGGACCACCUUUGGCAAGAAAUGCUCCUUCACCUGCAAGCCCCCUGCUCAACUGAAAGGAAGCAAUAACCGUUUGACGUGCUUGGAAGACGGGCUGUGGUCCUUCCCGGAAGCUCUCUGUGAGCUGAUGUGCAAGGCGCCUCCUUUGAUUGACAACGCUGACCUUCAAACUGGCCGCUGCCGCCUUCAGAAGCACAAAGUGGGCUCCUUCUGCAAGUAUAAGUGCAGGCCAGGCUACCACGUUGGUGGACCUUCACAGAAAGCAAGGAAGAGGACAUUUAAGAUUCAGUGUGCCCAAGAUGGGACCUGGCUGGAAGGUGCCUGCAUCCCUGUGACCUGCGAUCCUCCCCCUUCCAAGUUUCACGGGCUGUACCAUUGCACCAACGGCUUCCAGUUCGACAGUGUGUGUCAGAUUAAGUGCCAAGGCGAAGACCUUCAAUCGGGCCAGGACAAUAACGUGAUUCGUUGUCGAAAGGACGGCAACUGGAGUGGAUCCUUCCAUCUCUGCCCGGAGAUGCAAGGGUAUUGUUCCCCACCCUACCAGUUGAGUGGCGGCCUGAAGUUACAAUGUCCAGAGGGCUCCGGAAUAGGAGCUGAAUGCACCAUCUUAUGCCCAGAACAUCACACUGAGCCCAUCCUGUUACCUGCCAAUGAAACCCUGCAGGACAUCCAACACUGGAUGAAACCUCCCCGAGUGAAGAAAGUGGUCUGCACGGGAGAACUUAAGUGGUAUCCGCGUCCUGCACUAAUUCGCUGCAUCAAAGGUUGUGAGCCUUUUGGGGGUGACAACUAUUGUGAUCCAAUCAACAACCGAGCCUUUUGCAACUACGACGAUGGAGAUUGCUGCGUCUCGACAGUGAAGACCAAAAAGGUCAUCCCAUUCCCCAUGUCGUGCGACCUGCAGGGAGAAUGUGCUUGCUUAGACCCCAACGCUGAAGAGCACAAUCCACAGGACCACCGUGGCUUCAACUUUGCCUAACGCCGAGCGCGAAGGCACAGCAGACACACACAAAAAGAAAGAGAGACAGAGACAGACAGAGAGGGAGAGAGAGAGAGGGAGAGAGAGAGAGAGCUUCCCCGCCAACGGCAGGCAAGGAGACGCACCAUUCCACCUCUCGUUUUAUCAGUAUCAUUAUUAUUUUUUUAAAACAAGCUGCUCAAACUGUCCCCUUGGUGUCGUUUCCGCACCAGGGGCAUUUAUAGACUGCAACCGGUUCUGCCUUCCGUUUCCUUUGCCCGAGGAGACCCAGAAAACUCUGGCGGAGGGGA